This is a messenger RNA of Staurois parvus, 358 nucleotides long. Lineage: Eukaryota; Metazoa; Chordata; Amphibia; Anura; Ranidae. The record is from the annotation of a GenBank genome assembly.
AUUUUGCAUUUUCAGGUAGGGGGCGUGCAAGCUCCCUACUUGCAUCGCUAUUGGCUCCUCAGCAUGUCAAUCGCCAGCCAGGACUCGAUAAUCAUCGAUGGAGCUGACAGGGGAGAGGUCUGUAUGUAAACAAUACAGAUCUCUCCCCUGUCAGCAGGAACAGGUUGCUUUGUAUUGCUAUGCACAGCAUAGCAAUACAAAGCAGCUUGUCUACAUAGUAAAACACACACAGCACACAGUUAACCCUUUGAUCUCCCCAAAUGUUAACCCUUCCUGCCCAGUGUCAUUAGUACAGUGGCAGUGCUUUUUAUUAGCAUUGAUCACUGUAUUGGUGUCACUGAAGAUGUCAGUGACAGUC